Pocillopora damicornis (cauliflower coral) is the source of this 5565-nucleotide messenger RNA. RefSeq lists its product as uncharacterized. Gene Ontology annotation, cellular component: plasma membrane. The record is from RefSeq and is a predicted model, not a curated record. Gene Ontology annotation, molecular function: signaling receptor activity. Lineage: Eukaryota; Metazoa; Cnidaria; Anthozoa; Scleractinia; Pocilloporidae.
CAUCCCGCGUCCUGUACGACAGAAGAGGAUCAUGAGCAUCAUUUAUUUUACGCCAUUAUCGCCUACAAGUAACAAACAAACCAAUCAGCUGUUACCACGCGCGUUUUGGUCGGUAUUUAACCGUAAGGUUGACGCAUGAAAUUUCAACGAAUCCAAUAUCUGUUAAUCCCUUCGCUGUAUUGUUCUUUAUUUAUGGUUCUUUAUGGUAGUUUAAAACACGAAUUUUAUAAUUUAUCACUUUUGUUUCCGUAAAACGCUAUAUACCGCCGGGUUUCGUUGACGUCGGUAUUGGGAUUUGAUAAUUUUAAAGAAAUAGACCGCUACAAAUAUAGGCGAUGUCUCAUGGCAGUUCACUGCUCUGUAGGAAUCACUUACGCGAUCUGAAACCCGCUGGAAAGCCUUAGUUAAAAAGCUUAUUUGUGUUGCCCUUGAAAUGCUUUGCUUAGGUUUGUUUUUUUGUGUUAGUCGUUUUUAGCUUUAAAAGCGAGUUCUUGAAAUUUUCUGAUGGCUUUUGAUGGUUGUGGGUUGUCCAAGUUGUAAGAAAUUUUUCUUUGGCUCAUGCCAGGCCCUGAUCCGAUUGGAUUUAUCUUCCAGAAAAAGUUGAAAAAAGUCGAUAUCCAAAUGAGCGAUUAGAGUCUCAGUUCUUUCAUAUUUCGGCUCUUAAGUCUUUCUCUAGAGAAAGAACAGCUUUAGCUGGCAUGCAGGAAAAGAGAAUCUGUCACUUUCGUUUUAAUUUGUACUUUCUUUGUUAGCCUUUUAGGUUUACUUUAUAAUUUAUUUGUUCUCUUGUUUUCAUUCCUCUUUGGACUAUAGAAUCCCAAAAAUCUUGCACCAAAUUUGACUAACAUUUAUUACUCGCGUAUAAUCGACCUUAGUCUAUGGCUUAGUCUAUGCAACUUUUGAUGGUUUAGUUUGAUUUCAAUGCAUGUAUGCUGUUCUCUCCCAAUGUGGCAUUCUUUUUUUAUGUAUAUUAAUACAGGUUUGAUCAGUCUUGAAAGAAGACAGCUGGAAUGUUGACUGUUGUCUCAGAAAUUUUUAGCUGCAGUAGAACUCACCUAAGGGAGGUGUUACCCUGAUUAAAACGCAGAUAGAGGCGGAUUUUCUCAAAUAACUGGUCAUAUGGGUUCCUCAGAGUAUUAUCUGAUUACUCUCUAGUAAUUAGUAACCAAAAACUCUUAUUUACCCAGAAACUAGACUAUGUGAGACUUCUCAGUUACUCUUGAUACGAGCAGCUCGGUUUUGUAAGUAAGACAAAUGCAAGUUCUCACGUGCCGUUUUCCCUUUUUUAUUCCUCGUGAUCUUAAAAAGUAAUGUGACCAUUUUAGUUUGACUAUUAAAGUUCGAUGAUAUCACCGAAGUUUCAGGUUUGUUAGAGUGAAUAGCACCUAUCCCCGCGGAUCGUAGUUGCUUCUCAAGAGUACAUUGUAUCUUUCCAGUUUAAAAAGCGUAUUCUUAGAAAAAUUAUAGCAAAACUAGCUAAAAGUAGCCUUGGGCACCUGAAUCGGUUUCUUUGAAUCCCAGCGUGAUGGGAAAGUACAUUUAAAACCACUUCAGUCUCCCUCGUGAUGAUCAUACGAUUUUUUCCGGCAGUUCCUAUGAAGGAGUUAUAAAUAAUUGGUCUAAAUCUAUGUAUACUAAGUUGAGGAAUUAUUUUGACGCUGUUAGCACUGAUCCAAAUGUAUGCAGUACUAUUAAACUGUGUGUUUGUUCUUAUCUAACGCAGUCCGCAUACUCUCCUUGCCGACAUUCACGUGUAAGUGCUUUGUAACCGCGCUUACGCACAUGUGAGAAGUAACAAGCGGCUUCCCUCCGCUCAUGACCAAGAGCACUGCUCAUCACAAGAGUACGUUUUUUUUCUUGCAGGACGGGGACACCAUGGUUUUAAGGUGUUGUCCUUCUUGUGCUUCGCUCUCUCUUCUUCUUCUAUGCUUAUCUUCACAUACUUGGGUGGGAUCUAGUUCUAAUUUGAACGAUUGCAAAAGACCUCUGGGUUUACAGGAUGGAAGAAUUUCAAACUCUCAGCUAUCUUCCCCAAAUCAUUAUAAACGUUUGUAUAUUGGAGGUGGUGAAAGUGCUGAUAUGAAUCCUGGGUGUGCUCGUCUGAACAAUAUGCUAGCAUGGUGUUCUCCUGCCAACAAGUACUCCGAUAUGCCAGUAUACAUUGAAAUAGACUUAAAGGAGUCCAUGGACAUCAGUGAAAUUGCUACUCAAGGAUUUAGAGCAGCUGCAAAUGCAUACUAUGUGAUGCAGUAUAAUGUUUCCUAUAGCAAUGACAGAGUUACCUGGAAGCUUUACAAAGAGGUUUUGGCAGGCAAUACAGAUGCAGAGGCUGCUGUUACAAACACAUUCAAUCCAAAGAUAUCUGCAAGAUAUAUUAGAGUAUAUCCUGUAAAGUACAGACAUAAAGUGUGUAUGCGCUUGGAGCUAUAUGGUCUGAAAAAUUGCUCUGCAGAGAGUAUUCCUCAGCCACAAGAAGAUCCUACACAGACAAUAACAACUCCCACAACAGCUGCACCAGAACAUCAAACCACUAUAGCCAAAAAUACUACUCUUAGAAAAGAAACAACACGCCCAAAAGAAAUAGAUCCUGUUGAUGUAGUGACCCCUACUCCAAUUGGUCUUUCAGCCAAAACACUCAAUGUGGCCCCCAGUAGAGAGGAGGGGAAGAAUACACCUUUUACCCCAACAGCUGGAGUCCCUAGAUCUGUAUCACCAUCUCAAGUGUCAGCAGUGGCUCGUCAAGAUGUGGGCUCCCCUUCGGAUUCCAAGUCUCUGAAACCGUCAGGCCAUUUGGUUGUUGCAGUGUCAGUUACAGCUGCAGUUAUAUUUAUUUUUAUGGUUCCUGUGACAAUUUUUGUCAUAUUUCUUUACCAACGCAAGCAGAGCAGUUGUGACAAAUUUCCAAGUGCUAAUGACACUUCCAUCCCAUUAACUACUGCUGUGGUGGAUGAGGAUUUGUACAAUCAAGAAUUCAAGCUCAUGUAUGGUGUACCUCCCAGAAAACACAGUUUAGAAGAAAUGAAAUUCCACAAUAAGUGUGCUGUGUAAACAAGGCUGAACAGCAAGCUCAGGUGGAAAUGACAGAAUAGUGCUGUAAGUUGACAGCUUAUUUUCCUGUCAGGGAAUGAUCCAAACUCAAAAGAGAGGGUGUUGAAAACUUUGCUUUGGCCAGAGUGGAAUUUCAGGUUCUAGAAGUGAAAUGACAAGAAUCAGAACGUGCAGAUCACAUAUCCAAUUAUCACGUACCAAAGGGUGGAUACCAUUUCUUUGAAAUAAUUACUGUGGUCAUGUUUAGUUGGCAGGUAGGCCUGCAAAAUCAUGUACACCAAGUUCAUUGUACGCAAGAUUAUGACAGACAAGUGUCAUAAACAGAAGGAUGAAUUUUCUUUCUACCCUUAAUACUUUUUCCCAAAAAUUAGUGUGGAUAGUGGAAUCUCACAUCCAAUCAAGCUACCACCCCCAAAAUGUUAAAAUUAGUCAAUAGUUCCAAAUAGCACAUUUACAGAAUUGUGGGGGUGAUAUUAACAAACCAUGGUGAAAAUAUUAUUGUAAGCUGUCCCUGUGAAGAUGUACAAUUUAUUAUGGGACUCUUAUGUCAGCUAUUAUUUUGAAAGAAAUUGGAAUAAGUUUGUGCACUGUCGCAGUGAAGACAUGCAUUAAAUUAAAUGUAAAUAGGAUUGUAGACUUAAAUUAAUUUUAUGGAAAAGUCACCCUCAAGAUGUUUCCCUCAAUAGUUAAUGUUCAAUUUCAAGAGAAGUGAACUUAGUUCAAGAAUUGUUCAUAUUCUUUAAUUAAAAAUUAACUAGUAAAAACCCUAAAUUUUCUAUCAAAAUUCUCAAACACUGUUCCAAGGUGAACAUGUUAGUUACCUGCAUGGAAUCCAUGUUUUAAGUUAAUUUUUUAAAUCAAUCAUUUUUGUACACUGUUCCAGAGUGGAUAUGUACAAAGUACAUGACGGAUAGGAACAUGAAAAGUUCAUGAGUGGUAUAUUUUUUAUGAUUAUUUGAAGCUUACAUUUUGAAUAACAUUUGUACAGUAUUUCUAGAAGAAUAUGUACAGAUGUUCAUUUUAAGACUAUUAUUUCACCAUGGAAAGAAUAUUUUUGUACACCCUUAAGAAAUAACUAGAAAAUUGUUAUUUGGAAAGGACACAAGCGUCAUCUUGCGGUCCUCUUGAAAAUUUUUAAAUGUGAUGAUAAAUCGUUGAAAUUAAUAUCAGCAUUUAGUUAUCGCAUUAUAAAAAAUUGUUCCACGACUACAACUGUUGAGGAACAAAAAAAUAAGAAGUUGAAAGUUAAUGAAAGAAAGUUGUCAGUAAAUCAAGACUUCGGAGAGAGGGAUAAGUUGGUGAUACGGCAAGUAGUGUCUUUUAUAAAACGAAUUGUGAAGGCCUGGUGUGGGUUGUAGUGAUUGUCAGAUCGGUUGGUAGCAUAUCUUACUGUCUGAAAAGCAGCUUUGUGGAGAUUAUCUGACAGAUCCAUAUCAUAUACAUUUGCAGUAGGACAACUUUCAGACUGAGUAUGAGUUUUUUUAAUUGUUUGAAUCAAUUUUGUGCAGAGUGUCUAUGCAUGUUAUUUAUUGAAUUAAAGGUUUUAUAUUUCGUACACUAUUCCAGAGCGUUUAUGUACAAAUAAGGCGACUGUCAUUUUUAUGUCAUUUGUGUUAACAAUGUUCCAUAGAGAGCUUUUUUUUUUUUGCAUACGGUAUCGCUUAAAUGUAAAGUGCAAUAUCUCCUACAACUCUAAACAAUGUUAGUUAUGUUUAUUUAGGUAUGACUUAUUAUAGAUUAUAAUUAUUUAUAUUACUACUGACAUUACAUUUAUAUCAGUUUACAUUUUUAGUUUCGGUAAUGUUUAGUGAGCUUUGUUAUUGUGAUUUUUGUUUAGGUUUUGUUUUAUUUUAAGUUAAGGGUACGUUUAGGGUUGCAAAGGCCUCUCAACUCGUUCGGAAGUUGCGACUUCCGUUUAAAUUAACUCAAGAGUGUAGUGAUUUCUUUGAACGCUAAUAAUAUAUUCCAUACCCCUCACUAAAGAGUCACGCGCGAGUCGAGACGAGAACUUGUACGAUAUAUUUGAGCAUUACCGUACAACUGUAUUCUUGUUCAAUGUGUUCAGUACACUUUCUUAGUGCGUUAAUGUUCAGUUCAAGUUGGUUAUUGUGUCGAUUUAAUUGUAAAGUAUUUCAAAGAGCGUAUGAAUUAUUUUAAAAAAGGUUCAGAUUAUAUAGAAAAGAAGCUACGUUGAUUUCGUAGUCUUUGCAUUUUUGCACUGCUUUUUAUAGAGCAUGUAAACUUGCUUCGUAAAAGGUUAAAUUGGAGCUCAGGAAAUUAGUUAUUUAUAACGUGAGAAUUUACUCUUAGUGAACUGUUUUAAGACUCUGCGAUCACAGAAAAUGUCAGCCUCAAAGUGCUUUGAUUCUUGCACUGUUCUGAAUGAGUAUGUAAGGAUGACUCGCUUCGGUUUACAGAAAUUGUGCGCUAUGAGAUAUUUGUCAAGCAGUAAAAUUCUUCGAACUGUUGUUGAGGUUUUAUUACAAGAUCAAUAAAUGGCUCGAUCCUGUGAAACGA